GAGUACUGGGCCACAUAAAACAACGGUGGCCAUUUAAACGCAGCGGUCGCGUGCAAAUCUCGCAGCGGCGUUCGCUUUCCUCUUCUUCCCCGUUUCUUCGUCCGAUCGCGCACGCACCAGAGAGAGAAAGGGGGGAGGGAACGAAAGAGGAAGAGUAGGCGUAGAACGCAGGUCAUCGUUCAUGGCGUCGAGGCGGAUCAUCAAGGAGCUGAAGGAUCUGCAGAAGGAUCCCCCGACCUCUUGCAGCGCAGGCCCGGUGGGUGAAGAUAUGUUCCAUUGGCAAGCAACUAUAAUGGGUCCACCAGACAGUCCAUAUGCAGGGGGAGUUUUUCUUGUCACCAUCCACUUCCCUCCAGAUUAUCCAUUUAAGCCACCUAAGGUUGCUUUCAGGACAAAGGUUUUUCAUCCAAACAUUAAUAGCAAUGGAAGCAUUUGCUUGGACAUCUUAAAGGAGCAAUGGAGUCCCGCAUUAACUAUUUCCAAGGUGCUGCUGUCAAUCUGCUCCCUCUUAACUGAUCCAAACCCUGACGAUCCGUUGGUCCCAGAGAUCGCCCAUAUGUACAAGACAGAUAGGACCAAAUAUGAGACUACGGCAAGGAGCUGGACUCAGAGGUAUGCUAUGGGCUAAAAACUAUGGCUGGAGGAAGAGCGUCGGAGGCUUUUCACUUGUUCGUGGCUGUGUUACCUAUCCGUUUGUAAGACUUGAUAAUUUGUAUGAUCGAAGUAAGCUACAUCUGUCUCGUUUAGACAACUAAAAGACCAGCAAGGAAAGCCUCAACAAUCUCGUCCGAGAACAUUGUUGUCUUGAUUGUUCUUCGUAAUUUAUAUUCGAAUCUUAGCAACA
Messenger RNA from Musa acuminata AAA Group (dessert banana), 844 nucleotides. Its product is annotated as ubiquitin-conjugating enzyme E2-17 kDa-like. The record is from RefSeq and is a predicted model, not a curated record. Gene Ontology annotation, cellular component: nucleus. Gene Ontology annotation, biological process: protein polyubiquitination; ubiquitin-dependent protein catabolic process. The coding region runs from base 182 to 628 and encodes 148 amino acids. The transcript is spliced from 5 exons. Lineage: Eukaryota; Viridiplantae; Streptophyta; Magnoliopsida; Zingiberales; Musaceae.